Molecule: messenger RNA, 841 nt
Organism: Rhinolophus ferrumequinum (greater horseshoe bat)
Lineage: Eukaryota; Metazoa; Chordata; Mammalia; Chiroptera; Rhinolophidae
Product: phosphatidylinositol 5-phosphate 4-kinase type-2 alpha-like
Exons: 5
Coding region: 1-630 (209 amino acids)
Biological process (GO): phosphatidylinositol metabolic process
Molecular function (GO): phosphatidylinositol kinase activity
Source: RefSeq, a predicted model, not a curated record
AUGCCGAGCCAUUUCAAGUUUAAGGAGUACUGCCCGAUGGUUUUCCGAAACCUGUGGGAGAGGUUUGGAAUCGAUGAUCAGGACUUCCAGGCCAAAGAACUGCCAACUUUAAAGGAUAAUAAUUUCAUUAAUGAGGGCCAAAAGAUUUAUAUUGAUGACAACAAAAAGGUGUUCCUGGAAAAACUGAAAAAGGAUGUUGAGUUUCUUGCCCAGCUGAAGCUCAUGGACUACAGCCUGCUGGUGGGAAUCCACGAUGUGGAGAGAGCCGAACAGGAAGAGGUGGAGUGUGAAGAGAAUGAUGGGGAAGAGGAGGGAGAGAGCGAUGGCGCCCACCCUGUCGGAACCCCUCCAGACAGUCCCGGAAAUACGCUCAACAGCUCCCCACCCUUGGCUCCCGGGGAGUUCGAUCCAAACAUUGAUGUUUAUGGAAUUAAAUGCCAUGAAAACUCACCUAGGAAAGAGGUGUACUUUAUGGCAAUUAUUGACAUUCUGACUCAUUAUGAUGCAAAAAAGAAAGCUGCCCACGCUGCAAAAACCGUUAAACAUGGCGCUGGUGCGGAGAUCUCGACCGUGAACCCAGAACAGUAUUCAAAGCGCUUUUUGGACUUUAUUGGCCACAUCUUGACGUAACCUCCUGCACCGCCUCGGACAGACAGGAGCAUGGGAAGGACAGGGGUGGCUUCCGUGUAGGAAACAUGAAAACCAAACUCAGUGAAGUACACCUCCUCGUUUACAUCUUCAGGCCAAGAUGACUGAUUUGGGGGCUACUCGCUUUAACAGCUACCUGAUAUUUCCCAGCAUCGUUCUAGCUAUUUCUGACGUGUGUGUGUGUGUGUGUGUG